UUAAGGGUGCCCUGUAAAAAAUGCAUUGUUGUUGGUAAUGGAGCAGUUCUGAAGAAUAAGACACUGGGAGAAAAAAUAGACUCCUACGAUGUGAUAAUAAGAAUAAAUGAUGGACCUGUCAGAGGCUAUGAAGAGGAUGUUGGAACAAAAACAACUUUCCGGAUAUUUUACCCAGAAUCUGUUUUUACAAACCCAGAGGACCAAGACCCUGACUCUGUUGUCAUCCUUACAGUCUUCAAAUACUAUGACUUGAUGUGGUUGUGGGAAUUGCUGGAUGGUGACACACCAGAUACUAGUCAUUUCUGGAAGAAACCAGCCUUAAACCUUAUCUAUAAAACUGAAAAAAUCAGAAUCCUAGAUCCUAUUAUUACAAGAAUAGCUGCUUUUGACCUGCUUCACUUUCCAACAUCUUUUCCCAAAGAGGAG
Molecule: messenger RNA, 426 nt
Organism: Gracilinanus agilis (Agile Gracile Mouse Opossum)
Lineage: Eukaryota; Metazoa; Chordata; Mammalia; Didelphimorphia; Didelphidae
Product: type 2 lactosamine alpha-2,3-sialyltransferase-like
Exons: 3
Biological process (GO): glycolipid biosynthetic process
Molecular function (GO): beta-galactoside alpha-2,3-sialyltransferase activity
Source: RefSeq, a predicted model, not a curated record